UUCUUUCUUCUAUCAACUUUCAUCUUGCAUUAGCAAUGGCCUCAGCAGCAGCAGUUGACAACUAUCAAGAAGAGAUCGUUCGCCCCGUCGCCAACUUCUCCCCUAGUCUUUGGGGUGAUCAGUUCCUUUCAUUCUCCUUUGAAAAUCAGAUUGCAGAAAAGUAUGCUCAAGAGAUUGAACCAUUGAAGGAACAAACAAGGAGUAUGUUAUUAGCUACUGGAAGUAAAUUGGCUGAUACGUUGAAUUUAAUUGACACUAUUGAACGCCUUGGCAUAGCCUACCACUUUGAGAAAGAAAUUGAUGAAAUUUUGGAUCAAAUUUACAACCAAAACUCAACCUUUGAUGAUUUGUGCACUUCUGCACUUCAAUUUCGAUUGCUCAGGCAACAUGGUUUCAACAUCUCUCCAGGUAAGUUCAUCAUGAAGCACAUACGCCUUUAA
Nicotiana tabacum (common tobacco) is the source of this 440-nucleotide messenger RNA. The record is from RefSeq and is a predicted model, not a curated record. NCBI's taxonomy places the organism in Eukaryota, Viridiplantae, Streptophyta, Magnoliopsida, Solanales, Solanaceae.